Molecule: messenger RNA, 2516 nt
Organism: Oryza sativa Japonica Group (Japanese rice)
Lineage: Eukaryota; Viridiplantae; Streptophyta; Magnoliopsida; Poales; Poaceae
Product: receptor-like protein kinase
Molecular function (GO): protein binding
Source: RefSeq, a predicted model, not a curated record
GCAUGGAUAUUGCAAGCUCGCAUUGCAUUCAGGUGUUACCUUACACAUCUAUAAUCAGCAGAAUGUCUUCCUUGGGUUUCUCCUCUCCUGGCUUUCUUCAGCUUCUUUAUAUCUUGAAAUUCUUUUGCCUCCUACCGCUAGUCAUCGGUAGCAACGAAACCGAAAGUGAUCGACAAGCUCUCCUUUGCUUAAAGUCCCAGCUCACUGGUUCAGCUGAAGUUUUGUCCUCAUGGAGCAAUGCAUCUAUGGAAUUCUGCAGCUGGCAUGGGGUCACUUGCAGUACACAAUAUCCACGCCGUGUCACUGCUCUUGAUCUCUCAUCAGAAGGAAUCACAGGCUCCAUAUCACCUUGUAUUGCCAACCUCACUUAUCUUACAAAGCUCCAACUGUCAAAUAAUAGCUUUUAUGGCAGCAUACCAUCCGAGCUCGGCUUCCUAACUCAACUCAGCAUCCUCAACAUUAGCAUGAACUCUUUAGAAGGUAACAUUCCAUCUGAACUCACUUCAUGUUUCAAGCUUCAAAAGAUCGACCUUAGCAACAACAAACUCCAAGGGAGCAUACCUUCUGCUUUUGGGGAUCUUACUGAGCUUCGAACACUUAUACUCACUAGCAACAGGCUUUCUGGUGACAUACCACAAUCAUUGGGAAGCAACCUUUCACUAACUUAUGUCGAUCUUGGGAGGAAUGCUCUCGCAGGGAGAAUUCCACAAUCAUUGGCAAGCAGUACAUCUUUGCAGUUUCUUAUUCUCACGAGCAAUACCCUUAGUGGAGAACUCCCAAAGGCUCUCUUAAACAGUUCAUCGCUUAUUUUUCUUGACCUCCAACAGAAUAACUUUGUUGGUUCUAUACCACCUGUUACGGCAAUAUCGCCGAAAAUGUACUAUCUUGAUUUAAGAUUCAACCAUCUCACAGGAACAAUACCUUCCUCACUUGGAAAUCUUUCCUCCCUAACUUAUCUUUGUCUUAUAGGGAACAAUUUAGUUGGGAGCAUCCCAGAUACCCUAGGCCAUGUUCCAACACUAGAGACACUGGCAGUUAAUGUAAACAACUUGUCAGGGCCAGUUCCGCCAUCUAUCUUCAACGUAACAUCACUGACAUAUCUUGGAAUGGCAAACAACUCUCUCACUGGAAGAUUACCCUCAAACAUUGGCUACACGCUCCCAAAUAUUCAGCAAUUAAUCCUCCCGAAUAAUAAAUUCAGUGGCUCAAUCCCGAGUUCGCUUCUUAAUGCAUCCCACCUGCAGAGACUUUUCCUUACUAAUAACAGCUUCACUGGGCAUAUACCAUUCUUUGGAUCAUUGCAGAAUUUGGAGAUCCUUGACAUGGCAUACAACAUGCUAGAAGCAGGUGACUGGAGCUUUGUCUCGUCACUCACAAAUUGCUCCAAAUUGACUCAACUGCUUCUGGAUGGGAAUAAUCUUCAAGGGAACCUACCAAGUUGUAUUGGUAACCUGUCUAGUAGUCUUGAGCACUUGUGGCUAAGAAAUAACAUGAUUUCUGGGCUUAUACCACCAGGGAUUGGCAACCUUAAGAGUUUGAAUACGUUGUACAUGGAUGACAAUUAUUUAACCGGCAAUAUACCACCCACAAUUGGAUAUUUACACAACAUGAAUAAGUUGUACAUGGAUUACAAUUAUUUAACCGGCAAUAUACCACCUACAAUUGGAUAUUUACACAGCAUGGUCUUCCUGUCCUUUUCACACAACAGACUCUCUGGGCAAAUCCCUGGCACUAUAGGCAACCUUGUUCAACUGAAUGAACUGCGUCUUGAUGAGAAUAACUUGAGUGGAAGCAUACCUGCGAGUAUACGUCACUGCACUCAACUCACAAAACUCAACCUUGCUCACAACUCACUUCAUGGGACCACUAUUGCAUCUUAACGGGUAAUACAUUGUGACACCAAGCCAAGCAACAUUCUUUUAGGUCAUGAGAUCAUUGCAUACGUCAGUGAAUCUAGUUUAGCAAGAUUUAUACGCAUCAGAUCAAAUUCAUAUCAAGAUAGUUCAACAAGUUUGUCUUACCUAAAAGGAUCUGUAGGGGCAAGAUUUAGGGAGUUUGAGGUUGGAUUUUGGGGGCAGCAGGGGGCAGACUGGGACACUAUCCCUUGGUGUGGUGGGGAGGUGCCGGUGGCUUGCACUGAUGGAGACGACACUGGUGGUGAUGCAGAAUUGCGUAGUUCCAUUGGUGAGAACAGUCUUUUGCUCCAUGACUUCACCCGAAGACCAACGGAAAUGGGCCAAGUUUGUACGGAUAUACUCAAAAUUAAGCAUAUAUAUACUACUUGAUACCAAGCACUUUGCUACGGUUCACGUGGAUGAAUACAUGUCAUACAUUAUAAAAAGGACGUGACUACAUAGAGACUGUACUUUAUAUUGUCUUAACUAGAAACUCAUCUCAGACCUUGUUGAUACAUGUCUUUUUUUUCUUCUUAUAGAUUUUUCUUUUAAAUUAUUUAUCCGAUUUAUAAUCCGAUUACACCAUUGUUCGUUACAAUUAAAUCUUUACAACAAGAUCUU